GUGAUAUUUAAAUUAUCACCUUAUUAUAACACAUUUUUCAUCAAUUACAUAUUUAUCAAUUAACUUGAGCUAAUUGUUAACAUCUAACAUAACUUUAUCCGAUUAAAAUAAAAGUAAUAAAAAAAAUUACUUGAGCUAAUGUAAUAAAAUUAUAGUCAAUUUAUAUUUUCAAUAUUAAAAAAAUCUUUCUGUAGUAAUGCACUAAUCACUAAUGCUAUGAAAUUUUAUUAUUCUACCAUUUACAAAGCCACGCACCGCCCUUUCCAUCAAGAAGAAGUUGAGCUGAAUCUCGCCGGAGAUGGGUUAGAUCUUUCUUGGCUCCGCCGCUUCUUCUUUACAACUGAAUGCCGGCAAUAAAAUGCUCGCAAAGGUACCCACUGGUCUCCCGUUACAUUUGAAUGCCAAAUUCAUAAAGAAAUUUCUCAACUUGGGAGAUUUAGCGCGUGCACGCCAACUGUUCGACGGAAUAUCCGAACCAGACGUGCAGUCAUGGACUAUAUUGAUUUCAGCUUAUACCAAGACUGGCCGAAGUAGAGACGCGAUUAAGCUUUACACUGAAGUGAAAAACAGGGGAAAGAUAAAUCUAGAUGAGUUUGUUAUCUUAGCUGCUGCCAAAGCUUGUGCGGUUUCAGGGGAUUUGGCGAAGGCAAAAGAAGUCCACUUUGAUGCUUUGAACUACAAGUUUAGUUCGGAUUUGCUUAUUGGGAAUGCUCUGAUUGAUAUGUAUGGGAAAUGCAAGUACUUUAAGGGCGGGGAGCAAGUGUUUAGAGAUUUGAGGAUCAAGGAUGUCAUCACUUGGACAUCAUUUUGCUCGUGUUGCGUCAACUGCGGGCUUCCAGAGGCGGCGCUUCGUGCUUUUCGCGAUAUGGUUGUGAGUGGAGUUAGGCCGAAUGCAAUGACAUUGUCCUCGGUGGUUCCUGCUUGCUCCCGCUUGAAGUGUUUGCAUUCGGGGCGCGAGAUGCAUGGUUUUGCCCUCAAGAAUGGGAUGGGGGAGAAUCAGUUUGUGAGUAGUGCUCUUGUGGAUAUGUAUUCGAGUUGCUCGAGCAUCAAGCACGCUCAAUCAGUGUUCGCUAACAUGCCACGGCCUGAUGUUGCGUCGUGGAAUGCAAUCAUCUCAGCAUAUUUUGCAAACGGUGAGGGUGAGAGAGCACUUGAUACAUUUCAACACAUGAGAAGUCGAGGAGUCAAGUUGGAUCGUGUUUCCUGGAACUCCAUCGUUUCUGGUUGUGCUGAUAAUGGAAAAGCACGAGAAGCGCUGGAGUUGCUUAGAGAUAUGCAACGAGUAGGGUGCAAGCCUAAUCAGAUCACAGUUACGAGUGCUUUGACUGCUUGUACUGUUUUAGAAGCAUGGAGAGGAGGGAACGAGGUCCAUGCGUAUAUAACUAGACAUUGUUUAAUGGAGGAUCUGGCAGCCACUACUGCUCUAGUGCUGAUAUAUGCCAAGGCUGGCGAUGUAGAAGCCUCCAACCGGCUUUUCAGAAUGAUGCCAUUGCGAGAUACUGUUGCGUGGAACACAAUUAUCAUUGCAAACUCAAUGCACGGGAGAGGGGAGAAAGCUGUAUCACUGUUUAAUGAGAUGGUGGGCUCAGGAGUAAAGCCAAACUCUGUUACUUUCACAGGUGUUCUAUCCGGUUGCAGCCACGCGCAGAUGGUGGAUGAGGGGCUAUCGAUUUUUGAUUCAAUGAUGAAGGACCAUGAAGUUGAACCUGAUGCAGAGCACUAUUCUUGCGUGGUUGAUGUUCUUAGCCGUGGUGGUCGCUUAGCUCAGGCGCAUAACUUCAUCCAACAGAUGUCAUCAGAACCAAGUGCAGCCGCGUGGGGAGCUUUGCUUGGAGCAUGCCGGACGUACAAGAAUGUUGAACUAGGGCGUCUUGCUGCUCGCAGACUGUUUGAGAUAGAACCAAACAACCCCGGAAAUUAUGUGUUACUCUUUAACAUCCUUGCAGCUGCUAAACAGUGGGGUGAAGCCUCCGAGGUUAGGAGAUUGAUGAGAGACAGAGGAAUCAGGAAAAUGCCCGGUUGCAGCUGGAUUCGAGUGAACAAUAGGGUGCACACGUUUGUUGUUGGUGAUAAAGACAACGAUAUGAGCAGCGAGAUGUAUAAAUUUUUAGACGAAGUACGCGUGAAAAUGAAGUUGGCAGGAUUAUAUCCUGAUAUGGAAUUCGUGCUACAAGAUUUGGAUGGAGAGGAGCAGGAGGAUAGUUUGUGCAAUCAUAGCGAGAAGCUGGCCGUUGCUUUCGGGAUACUCAGUUUGAGAGGUGAAUCAUCCAUUAGGGUCUUCAAGAACCUGAGGAUAUGUGGUGACUGUCAUAACACCAUCAAGUUCAUAGCGAAAUUCGCAGGUAUACGAAUCGUCGUAAGGGAUUCCUUGAGGUUUCACCAUUUUGAAGAGGGCUUGUGUUCCUGUAGAGAUUUUUGGUAAAGAUUGAUUGAAGAGAAGUUUGAGAGUUUUGGUCUUGUCUUGUGGAAUUUUUUGCUCUUUCAAGUAUGCAAUUGCAGAAGGGAAGAAGUGAGGAGGAGAAAGUGCUUAAGUGUGAAUGCAAAUAAUCAUCAAAGAAGCUAGCAAAUGCUUCAUCUGAUGCUGAUAACUUUGUUCAUUCUCUCAUCUUAAUUUAUAUCUAACAUUGCAAUGUUGUGUUGUAUGAAUAGUGCUUCUGAUUUUAGUUGAGAAUGCUGCAAAAUGAUUUCCCAGUUGCUGUGGUUAUUUGCAGUGAUUCUGAAUCCCCGUAACCAUGUUCGUGCACUGCACGGGAGGAUGUACUAGUAAUAAUUUAUAGUAAUAAAGAAAUGCAUUAUUUAAAA
Salvia miltiorrhiza (redroot sage) is the source of this 2802-nucleotide messenger RNA. Its product is annotated as pentatricopeptide repeat-containing protein At1g20230-like. Gene Ontology annotation, molecular function: protein binding; RNA binding; zinc ion binding. Gene Ontology annotation, biological process: RNA modification. Bases 359 to 2422 code for a protein of 687 amino acids. The record is from RefSeq and is a predicted model, not a curated record. The transcript has a single exon. NCBI's taxonomy places the organism in Eukaryota, Viridiplantae, Streptophyta, Magnoliopsida, Lamiales, Lamiaceae.